This is a messenger RNA of Coniosporium apollinis CBS 100218, 528 nucleotides long. RefSeq lists its product as uncharacterized. The coding region runs from base 1 to 528 and encodes 175 amino acids. The record is from RefSeq and is a predicted model, not a curated record. NCBI's taxonomy places the organism in Eukaryota, Fungi, Ascomycota, Dothideomycetes. The transcript is spliced from 2 exons.
AUGGCCAAUCUGAGGCCUGAGAAGCCUCGCAUCUUCCUUCUAUCACUUGACAACAAGGAGUGGUUUGAUGAAAUGUACUCGCGUCUCAUCAAUAUGCUCGCCGAGGAAGCUACUCUGCAACGAGCCUCCAAACCCGACGCAGCACUCCGCUACCUGACAAACAACACGCCCCAGGCCAUCCUUGCUACCGACGCCGGCCUCGCAGAACCAAAACACUCGGCCGUGCUCGCUCGGGUGGUCGAGUAUACCCGCAGGGGCGGCAUUGUUGUCUUUGGAUGUAUGUUCAGCAGCUUCAUGAGCCGCCCGAAGAUGGAAGCCUUCUUCCGCGAUGGCUGGAGCUUGCCUUGGCGGUAUGGCGAUUACCAUCGGACAGACCCAGAAGGCAGUUUUCUUGUUGUUUGCCGGCCGCCUGCGAGGAGCGGAGCGACGCAGCGGCGGCCUCGACCUUUCGCCGAAGGCGACAUUAACCUUUUGCAAGGCAACCUAUCUAUACCCUCUUUCCCGCCUGCGAGGAGCAAAGCGACGUAG